Stylophora pistillata is the source of this 1847-nucleotide messenger RNA. RefSeq lists its product as uncharacterized. NCBI's taxonomy places the organism in Eukaryota, Metazoa, Cnidaria, Anthozoa, Scleractinia, Pocilloporidae. Gene Ontology annotation, molecular function: oxidoreductase activity. The record is from RefSeq and is a predicted model, not a curated record. Gene Ontology annotation, biological process: carnitine biosynthetic process. Gene Ontology annotation, cellular component: mitochondrion.
AUGAGACUCAGUCGCUGUCUGUGCCACGUAAAGCCCAUUAGAUUUGAUUUUCUCAAGUUCUUGUUGUAGUCAGUGGUUAGGAAAUUUGCCAAACUCUUACCCACGAGUUCUGAAAGUUUACUUAAUAUCGAUUUCUCUUUUCACCGUGUUUUCAAUCGCAGUCGCUGAUGUGGCUUUCUCAGAUACCCACCCAAAGUAAAGCUGAAGAUUGCGAAAGAGAGAAAGUUACCUUGCAGGAAAAGUGGCAGUCAUGCUUUUAAGAGUAAUCCUGAGGCGACCUCUAUGUCAUUUUAUUUGGAAGAGGAAAAAGACCACAUACAGUGUGAAUUACAUUAAAGCACUGGUGUCUGGAGAUUGUUUAGAAAUAGAAUGGAAUGAUGGACAUAAAUCUAGGUUUCAUAACAGCUGGUUAAGGUUUUCUUGCCAAUGUGAACACUGUAAGCAGAUGCAUAGUGGCCAGAGGACAAUUGACACCCUUUCUAUUCCAGAACCACUUGAAAUCUCAGAUUUCUCACUUUCUAAAAAUAAGGAGAAUCUUGAAGUGAAAUGGGAGAAUGAAGGAGACCACCUGGGUGUACUCAACUUACAGUGGCUGAGAAAAAAUUGUUACUCUGAAAUGGCCAGAAAACUAGAUAAUAAAAAGAGAAUCACUCAACCUCAUAUGGGCAAGGACAGUUUGCCAGAGGUUGAAUUUAGUACCAUUAUGGAAUCAAGGGAAGGUCUUUGGAAAUUGUUGUCUCAGCUGAGUGACCAUGGUUUGUCGUUAGUGAAAAAUGUCCCUUUUGAAGAUGAGGAAAAUGUGUUAAAGGUUGGAAGACUAAUUGGACCGAUACAAGAGACCAUUUAUGGAAAAACAUUUGAUGUGGUUGCCACUCCAAAUCCAAUUAAUAUUGCAUAUUCCAAUGUAGGCCUUGGAUACCACAUGGAUCUUGUUUACUAUGAGUCACCCCCUGGACUGCAACUUUUGCACUGUCUUAGGUUUGAUUCUGGCAUCGAAGGUGGGGAGAGUUUAUUUCUAGAUGCCUUUUACAUUGCUGAGGAAUUCAGGAAAAAGUUUCCUCAAGAAUUUGAUGAUCUUGUUAGAAUUUCAGGAACAUUUCAGAAGAUACAUUUUGAAAGGGAUUAUCCAGUCAAGUUAGUUUACAAGAGACCACACAUUGUUCUUAGCUCAGAUAGAGAGAUUAUAGCCGUAAAUUGGGCACCACCUUUUGAGGGUCCCUUGUCAGUUCCAGAGGAAGAUGUUGAACCAUAUUAUAAAGCAUACAGAUUAUUUUCAAAAAUGAUGGAUGAAUCUUCUUUACAGAAAUCGGUGAGGUUACACCAAGGAGACUUAGUAUGUUUCAACAAUCGGCGUAUUCUUCACGGAAGAAACUCAUUCACUUUAAAUGGCGGAGUUAGGCAUUUUAAGGGUGCUUAUGUCAACAUCGACGAGUUUAGAAAUACGUUCCAAGUGACAUCAGAACUAGUGGGAUCUGGAGAGCCCUGCAGGAGAACUGGCAACCAUUGCUUUCUUUAGGAAAGCACAAGAAUUAAAUAAUCGUUUUUAUUUGUCUUCAUUUCCAUGAAAUUGAAAUAACGAAAUUUUAGGUAGAAUGAGGAAAUUAUUGCCUGCUGGAGCUGGCUCUUUUGAUUUUUUUGGAUUUAACACCCUAAAUACUUCACCAAACCUCAAAAAUAUUUGCACCUGCGAAGACGUUUAACCGCUGUGUUAUCAUAUGGAGGGAUAUUGAUAUAAUAUAACAAAUGAAAGCUUUGUGAUUGGUUAUUGCCUGAAGUGAGGCAAAAGUAAUGGAUAUUUAUAACAGAAUAAACUGUAACUCGUUGUUACCUGCGAUUUCUCAGCGAUA